AUGUUAAAAGAUCCAAAUUUUAAAUCAAAUUAUGUUUAUACGGGUUUAAUAUCUCAAAGUAAACAAGUUGAUAAUGCAUAUUGGAUGCCAAAAAACAUAUCAUAUAAUAGUUCAUUAAAUUAUAUAUGGUUAGCAUCUUCACGAGGUUCAAAUAGAAUAGCUUAUCAUUUAUCAAAAGCUCGUGAUGAAUCUUAUUAUGGUUUAUAUGAUAUUGAUCCAUAUUCGAAUUUAAAUAAUCUUAGAUUUUGUCGAAAAAAUGAUAUUAAACAAUUAAUAAAACCAUCCUCAUCUUGUGAAUAUAAACAGUGUACAUCGAAAUGUAUUAAUAUAACACUUCCAAGUCAAAGUGAUGAUUCAAGAUUUGGAUUUUAUGCUUGUUUUCCAAAAAAUAGUUUAGCUUCUAUUGUUUAUACACAAUCAUUUCCACUUGAUGGUGAUUUUAUUCGACCAAUAUUACCAAUGGACUAUAGUGUUGCAAUUCGUCGAAGUUUAAAUGAUUCUUUAACAUUAAAUUUCAAUCAAGUUGAUAAAGAUCUUCAUUAUGAUUGUUAUGAAUAUUUAAAUGUUGAUAAAAGUUCAACAUUAGAUGAUACAAUUCGAUUAAAUUGUGAUUCAUCAAAUACAAAUAACAAAACAAUAACUGGUAUUAAAGCAAAAAAAGACUUUAAUGGUUUACUUUCAAUUGGUCUAAAAGAACGAAGACUUUCGGCUCAUCAUACAAGAUUUAUUAAUUAUCAAGAUUAUGGAAGUCGAUGUCGUUCUCAAGGUAUUUAUCAUCCAUAUAUAAAUCAAUGUAUUUGUGCACCAGGAUUUUAUGGUGAUGAAUGUCAAUAUAGUUGUCCACCUGGUUAUUAUGGACAAAAUUGUGAUUAUCAUUGUUCAGGUGAUGAUGAUUAUUGUCAAGGUUUAUUAAUUUGUUUAGCUGAUCCAUAUGGAUGUUCUUGUUACUCAGGUUGGUAUGGUACUAAUUGUAAUAUAAGUUGUCCAUCUGAUCGUUAUGGACCUGACUGUUCUUAUAUAUGUUCUUGUCCUUCUUGUAAUAGAUUUACAGGUGUUUGUAAUUGUCUUGGAACUGAAUGUUAUCAAGGUAUGAGUUUAUUUAUAUAUAUAUAUAUAUUUUUUUUAAUAAUCCGUCAUUAG
Molecule: messenger RNA, 1140 nt
Organism: Rotaria sp. Silwood2
Lineage: Eukaryota; Metazoa; Rotifera; Eurotatoria; Philodinida; Philodinidae
Source: the annotation of a GenBank genome assembly